GUGCCAUGGUGCUGUGCCUGUCCCCCACCUGGGCAAGCCGGGUGCCAUCGGAGACGUCCCCAGGCGCCUGGUCCCUGCUCCUCUCCCGGGGCGUCUCCUUCAAGGUGGGGGGACACAGCGCCCUGGAGACCUACGCGCCCCCCCGCCGCGCCAACUACGUGACGGGCACCUUCGCGCCGGGGGACCCCGAGGGCGGCUGGGUGGGCGAGCUGGCCCGUGACCUCGACUGCCCCACGGGGGGCUCAGUCCCGCUCGCCCACCGGCUCCAGGACACGCUGGUCGCCCGCUGGGUGCUGGCGGCUCGCGCCAACCUGCCUGUGCCCCCCACACUGGCCUUUGUCCUGGGGGCCAGGGGGGACCUGCCCUCCGAGCCCGUGGCCCCCGGGGUGAGGCUGGUGCGGCUGGAGGACCCCCAGGGCCAGCAGAGCCUGGUGCAGGAGGAGGUGGGAGCCUUCCUGGGGGGCACCGCCAUGGAGCCCUACAGCCAGGUGGUGGUGCGGCCGGCGGGGUGGCGGUGGUGGGGGACAGGCACCCGCAGCACCCACAGGAAGGAGGAGGGGGCGGCGGUGGCGCAGGCGGUGGGUGCCCGGCUCCGGGGGCUGACGGAGGAGGACAGCGUCCUGCUGGAGGCCAUGGUGCCCACCGCCCGCCUGCCCGUGCCCCCCCCACGCAGCCCAGCCCCGCGGCUGCCCAUGGCCCUGCGCAUCUGCACCCUCGUCUGCAGGUCCUGGGGGGACCGGCCCCAGCUCUGCCAGGUGGCCUGCGCCGUGGGACGCGCAGAGAGCCCGGUGCGUCACGGCGCGGCGCUGCCCCAGGGCCUGGACUCCAGCCUGCAGCAGUGGGGGGUGGUCGCCCCCAGCCAGCGGCAGGCGCUGGCCACGCGGCUGAGGGAGGCCACUGAGGCCGCCAUGGCCGCCCUCCUGGCCACCGAGGCCGAGCUGAGCCCGCAGCAGCGCGGUGGCACCCGUGCCCACACAGACAUCCUGGGCGUGGAUUUCCUGCUGGCGUGCGUGGAUGACGCGCUGGAGCUGGUGGCCUUGGCCACCAACAGCCAGCGGUGCCUGGAGACCUGCGUGCUGGCCGAGGCCAUGGGGCGUGGCGUGGGCGAGCCCCGCGGGGACCUGCCGCGGCUGCUGGCCGAGGCCAUGCUGCACCGGGCACAGUGUCACCUGGUCGAGGGCAAGGACAUCCUGCUUAUCGGGGCCGGGGGCGUCAGCAAGAGCUUCGUGUGGGAGGCGGCCCGCGACUAUGGGCUGAGGAUCCACCUAGUGGAGUCGGACCCGGAGCAUUUCGCGGCGGGGCUGGUGCAGACCUUCCUGCCCUACGACAGCCGGGAGCAUCGGCGGGACGAGGAGCACGCGGAGCGGGUGCUGGAGCUGCUGCGCUCCCGGGGGCUGCGGCCCCACGCCUGCCUCUCCUACUGGGACGACUGCGUGGUGCUGGCGGCCCUGGUGUGCCAGGGCCUGGGGCUCCGCGGCCCCGCGCCCGCCGCCGUGCGGGUGGCCAAGCAGAAGAGCCGCACGCACCGGCACCUGCAGGGCUGCCGCCGCGGCCGCCCGCCGCCCGCCGCCUUCGCCGUGCCCUGCCGCCGCCUGCAGAGCCACGGCGACGUGGAGCGGGCGGCGGGCGCCGUGCCCUUCCCCGCCGUGGCCAAGCUGGAGUUCGGCGCGGGCGGCGUGGGCGUGCGGCUGGUGGAGAACGCCGGGCAGUGCCACGCUCACGCCGCCCGGCUCUGGAGGGACCUGCGCGACGACGCCGACCACCCGGGCAUCGGGCUGGGCUGGGGCAACGCCAUGCUGCUCAUGGAGUACGUGCCGGGCACCGAGCACGACGUGGACCUGGUGGUCUUCGAGGGGCGGCUGCUGGGAGCGUGGGUGUCGGACAACGGCCCCACGCGUGUUCCCGCUUUCCUGGAGACGGCGGCCUGCCUGCCCUCCUGCCUGCCCGCCGACCGGCAGGCGCAGCUGGUGCGGGCGGCCCUGGAAUGCUGCCGGGCGUGCGGGUUGCGGGACGGCGUCUUCAACGUGGAGCUCAAGCUGGGGCCGGCGGGGCCGCGCCUGCUGGAGAUCAACCCCCGCAUGGGGGGCUUCUACCUGCGCGACUGGAUCCGCGAGGUCUACGGCCCCGACCUACUGCUGGCCGCCGUGCUGGUGGCGCUGGGCGUGCCGCCGGUGCUGCCCGCUCGGCCCGCGCCCCGCACGCACUUGGCCGGGGUGAUGUGCCUGGGCUCGGAGCACGGCGAGACCCUGGCGGGCGGCGGGGGCAUGGAGGCUCUGCGGGAGCUGCACGGCCGUGGGCUCGUCCGCCUCAACCGGCUCUUCGAGGAGCCAGAGGGGGCCGGCGAGUACGAGGAGCCGCUGCUGAGCGUGGCGUGCGCUGGGGCCACGCUGGCCGAGGCCUGCGAGCGCCUGCUGGGGCUCUGCCAGGGGCUGGGCAUCGACUCCCAGCGAUAUCCCGUGGAGUAUUUCUUGUCCCACUUCAAAUAG
Sturnus vulgaris (Common starling) is the source of this 2486-nucleotide messenger RNA. RefSeq names its product carnosine synthase 1 (gene CARNS1). NCBI's taxonomy places the organism in Eukaryota, Metazoa, Chordata, Aves, Passeriformes, Sturnidae. Gene Ontology annotation, molecular function: ATP hydrolysis activity; ATP binding; homocarnosine synthase activity. Gene Ontology annotation, biological process: carnosine biosynthetic process. The record is from RefSeq and is a predicted model, not a curated record.